UCGAUGAGUGCUAAAUUACCGACACUUUUCCUCUGUACUUGAAUGCAUCAUGAGAAAACCAUGUGUCCGUGGAGUGACGUCACCACUCUGGCGAGCUCCCAUUGGUCGAUCGGCGAUUAAGGGGAGGUUAGCUGGCUAAGAAGAUAAACAUGAAGGUGAAGCUCCUUCCUCGAAGAGCCAUGUUUAAAAGUACGUAAACGAAAAGGGACAAAUUUCAAAAGCAGCCAUGGUGGAAGUGUUCGCUGGGCGCACUCUGCUCAACAAAGACGGCGACUUUGUAGAGCCCGAGGAAGCGCUGCGGAAUAAGGUGGUGGGCAUCUACUUCUCGGCAGGCUGGUGUCCGCCUUGCCGUGACUUCACGCCCGUCUUGUGUGACUUCUAUACGGAACUGGUGGAAGAGGGCGAGCCCCCCGCGCAGUUCGAGGUGGUCUUCGUGUCGUCGGAUAAAUCCACCGAGGACAUGGUGGAGUACUACCACGACAUGCACGGCGACUGGCUGGCAUUGCCCUGGACGGACGAUUACAAGUACGAGUUGAAGAAGCGCUACAACAUCACGGCCGUGCCAAAACUGCUGAUUGUGAAGGAGAAUGGUGAUGUGAUCACUGACAAAGGCCGCAAGCAGAUCCGAGACAGAGGCUUGGCCUGCUUUCGUACCUGGCUGGAGGCUGCUGAGAUCUUCCAGAAUUUCAAAGGCUAGAACUGUCUUUUCCCAACCUUUAUUGAGCCAAUGCACAUAUAAAUCUCACGGCUCACUAGCAGACAUGAGUAUCACAUAAGGUCAUCCCAGACUUAUGUAUUUAAUUUAUUAAGCUAUGCAUUUUGAGAAAAAGCUCAGGCACAUAUUUUGCACGACAUGUCAUUUUUGAUGUGUAAUUUCACAUCCAUCAUACUGUACCUUUUUAUAAUGUUUUUAUGUGUUAAUAAAAGAAUAUUCUAAAGAC
Syngnathus acus (greater pipefish) is the source of this 941-nucleotide messenger RNA. It is a transcript of the gene nxnl2, whose product is annotated as nucleoredoxin like 2. NCBI's taxonomy places the organism in Eukaryota, Metazoa, Chordata, Actinopteri, Syngnathiformes, Syngnathidae. Bases 227 to 697 code for a protein of 156 amino acids. Gene Ontology annotation, biological process: sensory perception; photoreceptor cell maintenance. The record is from RefSeq and is a predicted model, not a curated record. The transcript has 2 exons.